UCUCUGUCCCAAAUCUCUUGAGAGCUAUUUUGACACUAAUGACAAGCUAGCUAGGUCGCUGAUUGUUGCAUAAUGUUUAUUUGCUGAGCGGGCAACGAUAUGACAAAAAUAGGUUCCAUGGCAUUCGUUAUUUGAAUGUAGUGUGAGAAUACUGGUGCUAAUGAAUGCUAUUUUCAGCUUUGUCGGAUUUGUUUGCCCGCCACACUCCCAGUAAUUACGAAUAACACAUCUGAAAUUGAGGGUGCAGAUGGUGGGCACCAACGGGUGGCUGCUGAUUCGUACUCACAGCAUCUGAUAUGGACCUUUCAUGCUAGAAGCAAAGAAAAUAUAUGGAUGAGUCAACCGCUAGCUAACGUUACUGCUUCUUUCGCGAUUCUUGAGGCUUUUCUGCCGUGUGAGGACAAUACCCAAACUCACCCCACAUCACAUUCUACUGUGCGACAACUGGUCCAUGGGUCCCACAGGGGAGGCGGGGGAUUCCGGCACUAAGAGAUGAGAAUCACAUGUGAAUGAGGUGUGGGCGGUUCCCGUAAUGUGCCAUGGGCUACGACGUCACCAGGUUCCAGGGGGACGUGGACGAGGACCUGCUGUGCCCCAUAUGCAGCGGGGUCCUGGAAGAGCCCGUUCAGGCCCCGCACUGUGAACAUGCCUUCUGCAACGCCUGCAUCACGCAGUGGUUCUCGCAGCAGCAGAUCUGCCCGGUGGACCGCACUGUGGUCACGCUGGCCCACCUGCGGCCCGUGCCCCGCAUCAUGCGCAACAUGCUGUCCAAGCUGCAGAUAACCUGCGACAACGCCGGCUUCGGCUGCAAGGCCGUGCUGCGCCUCGACCAGCUGCCGUCCCACCUCAAGGACUGCGAGCACAACCCCAAGAGACCCGUCAUGUGUGAGGAGGGCUGCGGGCUGGAGAUGCCCAAAGAUGAGGUGGCCAAUCACAACUGCAUCAAACACCUGCGCACCGUAGUGCAGCAGCAGCAGACCAAGAUCGGCGAGCUGGAGAAGACCGCAGCCGAGCACAAGCACCAGCUGGCUGAGCAGAAGCGGGACAUUCAGCUGCUGAAGGCCUACAUGAGGGCCAUACGCAGCGCCAACCCCAACCUGCAGAACCUGGAGGAGACCAUAGAAUACAACGAGAUUCUAGAGUGGGUGAACUCCCUGCAGCCGGCGCGGGUGACGCGCUGGGGCGGGAUGAUCUCCACGCCGGACGCCGUGCUCCAGGCCGUGAUCAAGCGCUCGCUGAUCGACAGCGGCUGCCCGCUCUCCAUCGUCAACGACCUGAUCGAGAACGCGCACGAGCGCAACUGGCCGCAGGGCCUGGCCACGCUGGAGACGCGGCAGAUGAACCGCCGCUACUACGAGAACUACGUGGCCAAGCGCAUCCCCGGCAAGCAGGCGGUGGUGGUGAUGGCCUGCGAGAACCAGCACAUGGGCGAGGACAUGAUCCUGGAGCCCGGCCUGGUCAUGAUCUUCGCCCACGGCGUGGAGGAGAUCCUGUAGCGCCGGGACGAGAGAGGGAGGGGUGGAGAGAGAGAGAGAGAGAGAGAGAGGGAGAGGAUGCUCUCGACAAGGGGCGCAGUCUAAUGGUUUACUUCCCUCGCCUUAAAUGCAAUUUGGUGUUCCCACUCCUCGAGCUGGACCAAAAUUCCACCCUGCUUUUGCUCCCCUCCAAAACGUCUGCCGUGAGUGACUGGAUUGAGUGGAAGAGGGGGCGGAGCUUACCUGGUAAAUAUUUCUUAUUCGACUGACAGCGAGGAGCUUACUUGACAGAUAUUAAAUAUGUACUGGUAUUCAAAUAUGGAACCAUCACAAGGUUCCCUGGGCCCAGAAAAGGGAGGAAUUAUGGCGUAUCGAAAAUGAAAACCUCAGAUAAUUCUGGAUUGUUCUGAAUGAAGUGCUUCUUGGAUGAAGAAUGAUGGCACUGUUGGGAAAUUGGAUGUUGUCGUUAUUUUGCCCUCUGUCCCCUCUACAGCUUCCACAGAACAUACAAACUGCAAACUUGAAAAAAGAGGGAGAAAACAUAUUUUGAACUUCUAUAUAUUCUUCCAGUUCUUAAAAAAAAAUAAACAUACAUUUAUAGAUAACUAUGAAUAUACAUAUAUAUCUAUAUAUUCGAAGGACAUCACUAUCAUCUAAAGUUAGCAUAUGAUAAAGUAAGUGUUAGCAGUUUUAGUUUUUGAAAAAAUGCCGUUCCCUUGUGAGCAGAUCAAUGUUACGCACAAGAAUUAUUUGAAUUAUUUUGCCGUGUAGUACGAGUGCCUGUUUUGGUCGGCGUCGUCGUUACCUCUGAAUGCCCUACACUGAAGAGAGCUCAGGACCUUUUCACGAAGAACACCGCUUGGAGCUGAGCUUCGUCGCAAACCCGGUGCUGCGAAGGCGGUCGUGUCACAUUUGGGGAACAGGCAGAGGCUAUUAGCAGAAAACUGUGAGCGAAGCGCGACGCCAGCAGAUCCCUCGCCUGUAAAGGCCCGCAUUUUAAAAUGGUUUUAGACACUGCCACCGUGCUUUAAGUUCAGUGAGCCUUUUGCCGUUUGCUUGCAGUAUUUCCGCCGGGCCCAACCUCAGAGGCAAGGUGUAAAGUCACUCAGUCUGCUUCAUAAACGCCUUUCAUCUGACUUCAGGACUACGCAUAUAGAAAUCGGCCUCGAAGCGGCUGCAUGUUUGAGUUUCUGGUACAGGGGGAAUUGCGGAAGCUGGUGCUCUUAUUUUGAGUCGCCAAAGCGCGGAGAGGGGUUCUCUCAGGUCUGUCCACCGUUAAUGGCGAGUCUUUUAAGAUCCGCGCUUGCGUUCGCCGCCGAAGCUGAUGAAUGUUCUGGCUGAGCAACGGUCGACCCCGCCCUGUCUGCAGUCGUGACGUGACUCUGCCUCGCCCAUCUAGUUCGCCUAUCUCAGCGUUCCGCUUCUGACAGGUGGGGACCGAUCGCUUCAUCGCACGCCACUCCGAUGCACCAAGACUCCGGAAUUCACCGUAAGAAGACCGCGAAACUCAGUAAACCGCACUUAACCUUUUUUCUGUGAAGAUAGACGAACUCAGUUAAAACGCACUUAACCGUUCUGCAAAAAGACGACCCCAGUUUCCACUGUCCAUCAACAGUCAGAGGUGGAGCUGUGGGGUUGGUGGUCCUGUUAUUAAGACAUUUCUUGCAGCUGGAGCAAGGCUCAUGGAUUCAAAAUCCAACUGAGCGGAGAAGACCAUGAAUGGGGAGAAUUGAAGAACCAUAGUGACUUACUCCUCAAAUUUGAUUAAGUGUACUGUACCGUUUUGACAGGAACAGGUUUUUUCUUUUGCCAGUUAAUAUUUAUGGACUUGUGUUUUAUGCCAUAUGCAUUCUUUUUUUGAAAAAAAAAUCACCAAGCUUGAGGAUGUUAAUAUUUUGUGUACGAAAUUGUGUACCGUGAAAUCAUUAGAAAUUGUUUUUUUUUCUGUAUUGUUCUGUUGUAUAUAAUCAAAUAAGUGGGUCCAAUUGUAUUCUAUUUCAGAUUAUUUUACCUCGGAAACUACCAAAGUGUGUAUUGGCGGCUUUUGUGAAGAACGCAUAUCAUGUUUUCUGUUUUAAAUUUAAAUUGAAUUAUUUGCUGUGAGCAAUUCAUUGUGGAUUAUCAGAAGUACCAUAAAUGCGCAACGGUUGGUGACUGAUGUUCUGCAUAGGGACCGUUCCAUGCCAUUUCAACUGGAAAUGGGACAUUUUUCUGCCCAACUGUCAACAGACUUGGCAAAUGCAUUUCUUUUGGGGGAGAUUUUGGGUGCACUGAAAUUAAAGAUGUUUUACAAUGGCA
Molecule: messenger RNA, 3773 nt
Organism: Anguilla rostrata (American eel)
Lineage: Eukaryota; Metazoa; Chordata; Actinopteri; Anguilliformes; Anguillidae
Product: E3 ubiquitin-protein ligase NRDP1-like
Exons: 7
Coding region: 540-1496 (318 amino acids)
Biological process (GO): protein ubiquitination
Molecular function (GO): ubiquitin protein ligase activity
Source: RefSeq, a predicted model, not a curated record